UGUUGGAAACAGACACCAGAAAGUCAUUCAGGAGUGAAGAGACGCUGGAUGCGCGUGAAGACUCGGGUGUUGCUCUGUGCCAUUGAAAGACAGAGGCGUGUUAUUCAUUGACCCGAGGGGAAAGCGCGUUUUACAUGCACUGCGAUCUCUUCUUAAGGACCGAAGGAGUAAAGUUUGGGAAGCGCGCGGAUCUUUUGGAGUUGACGCGGCAGUCGCCAAACAGAGAGGCUCCUCUCCGCUCCUGAGAGGUCACCAGACAGUUUAACCGAGACUCGUGUCCACCGUUCCCAACUGAUCAACAUGAGCUGCUUCUCCAGUGAACGACACUGGCCGUUUCCAAGAGUCCGUCUCGAGAAGAUGAACACUGACCAGACGUUCUGGAGAAUGUGUGAGCCCAGUCCACCUGCUCUGCCUCCCCAUGCCAAGGGCCAUGUGACCAUGGUGGGUGUCGGUAUCAAGCUUGAAAACGACGAAUCGGGUGGCAGAGGUGUCAACAGGGAAUCCCAGCAGUCCCCGCUGGCCUCUGAUUGGUCGUCUCGACUGCCUGCUGAGAGAGAAGACCCUGAAAAGUCAGGACCACCUAACUGCCAGUCUCCUUUGGUGAGAUCUCCCGGUAAAGAACGUCCACGAUCGCGCACACCCGCCAGUCAGGAAGGAAAUCAGAGAGCCCACGACAAAAGUGACUGCAAACCAAAUGUCGGCGAAGUAAUGCCCACAAUUGAGAAGCUGCUGAAUACAGACUGGAAGGAGAAGUUCUUGGGGAGGGGUCUUCAAAGCAGCAUCAGUCUAAAAGGAACCCCCGAGAGCCUGGCGGAGAAGGAGCUUCAGUUAUUGCUGAUGAUAAACCAGCUGUCCGGUCUACGCGAGCAGCUCCUCGGGGCUCACUCCGAACAGAGGAACAUGGCUGCUCUUCUCCUGGAGAAACAGCAGCAGCAGAUGGAACUGGCUAGACAACAGCAGGAACAGAUCGCUAAACAACAGCAGCAGCUCAUACAACAGCAACAUAAAAUCAACUUACUGCAACAACAAAUUCAGCAGGUAAACAUGCCGUACGUUAUGAUCCCGGCAUUUCAUCCCAACUCCCAGCCGAUGCCCGUCUCCUCCGAGUCACAGAUGGGUUUACCGCUGCAGCCCAUCCCCUGCAAACCAGUGGAAUAUCCCAUGCAUUUACUCUCCAAUCCUCAAUCCAACCCCGUCAAAAGGUCCAGUGCAGUUUAUCGACAGGACACCAGUCAACCUCUCAACCUCACGGCUAAACCCAAGACCCCAAGUCCCCAGGCACUGGAACUGGCCACGGCCCACCUGCAGACGGGAUACAGGCCCAGAGAUUUACAGCACAGUCCACCUCGAUCUGCUCUUAGCCUUAGCUUCUUGGGAGAGGGCGACGUUGUGACCCAAGCCAUCCACGAUGCCCAGCAGCUGUUGCGUGGCGGACAAGGCCCGGCGGGCCGAGAGAGGGGCCGAGACAGGGAAAACAACAGUAGGAUGGAGGUGUCUCGAGAUGAAGGACAGACCCUACGGAUGAAUGAGGAACACCUCAGUAGUGACUCUGAGGGGCAUUUGGUCAACUCUGGUGUGGUGAGUUUUGGUGACACCCGCACACCCACCUCCGCUCACAUCAAGCGUCCCAUGAACGCCUUCAUGGUUUGGGCUAAAGACGAGAGGAGACGCAUCCUACAGGCCUACCCCGACAUGCACAACUCCAGUAUCAGCAAGAUACUUGGUUCCCGCUGGAAGACCAUGUCCAAUCAGGAGAAGCAGCCGUACUACGAAGAGCAGGCCCGACUCAGUCGCCAGCACCUGGAGAGAUACCCGGACUACAAAUACAAACCUCGCCCGAAGCGCACCUGUAUCGUCGAGGGCAGACGACUGCGGGUGGGAGAGUACAAAGCCAUGAUGAAGAGCCGACGACAGGAGCAGCGCGUGCCGUACCCUCAGAGCCAAUCAGAACAGCAGCUACCCUACACCACGGGUGACGGACAGUACCCCACCACUCCCGUACCCAUGGCGACCUUGCCUAUGCAUCCCGUCCUCCUGGAGCAUUUCCUCCCUCGUGGUCUGGAGCCCGCCCAGGCCCGAGGCGUCGAGCAACGGGAGGCCGUGCGACCUAGACAGCCCUACAGCGAAGGGGAAGAGAGCGAUGUGGGGGAACGCAGUGAGGGGGAGCUGGUGGUCCUCACUGACUGAGAUGGAACGAUAGAAAUGUGUUAGAAAGAGGGACGUCCGUGCAGACGGUUCUGUUACUGAGACCUCUAGGAGUGAAGGCAGCAGACGUGUUGAAGAGAAACUCGGUGAUGUGAUCCCAGUCUGAAAGAACAAGGCUUUGGAUUUCAAGCUGCACCUUUACCUGUAAGAUCACAAAUCUUUAGUCUUUUGGAGCGAUGAAACUGUUUUGCAAUUGCAAAUUUCACAUCUGUCAGGUGUCACACUAGUACAGACUCUGCUGGAGAGGUACUGUGUAUAGACUGUUCAUUUACUUUUUUUUGUUCAGUAACAUUUUACAAUCAGACGAUUGGCAAUAACCGUUUUAAAUUAAUCGUUUUCAAAAAAAAACGAUGGUAUUAUUUCUCUCUUGUCGUUUCAAAUCUGUAUGCUCGAUUCAUGUCACUUGCAUCCUAUUUCGAAAGAUGUUCUUCAUCGCUUAUGGUUGACCGAUUUGCAAAUUCUUGCACGGGAUUGUGGGUAGUUUCCAGUAUGCGCACCAAGUGCACCGAUUCUCCUUAAAGGGAUAGUUCACCCCGAAAUAAAAAUGGUGUCAUUUAUUUACCUUCCUGUUUUUUAAACCCGUUUAACUUUCAUCUGUGGAGUCGUUUUGUGAAACGUCUUGUUCUGGUUUGCAGUGGUGGUCAAUGGCGUUCCGCGUUUUUUAGUUACAAACGUUCUUCGAUCGUAUUUUGUGUUCUGAAGAAUUGAGGUUGAGUAAAAGAUUAAAGAACGAUCAUAUUUGGGUGAAUUAUCCCUUUAAGAGAAUUUGGCGUCACCGAACUGUGCAUGAAGAUUUUUUAAAUAACAACAUACAGGUUUGGAACUGCAUGAGGAUUCACGUUUGUGUUAAUUAUUAUUUCUGUAAGAACCCGAUUCAGAGUUCUCUUGAAUCUUAGCUGUAUAAUAUCUUCGGUUCGCUUGGCUUAAGCCUCUGCGUGUUAUCACGCUUCUGGAUGUCACCAGGGUUUUCCUGCAUAAGUUCCUGUUAAGAUUGUGCCAAGGUACUUUCCAAAGCUCCAGGGCUGAAAAAAAAAACAGGGGACCUGGAAAAGAACUCCUUGUCCAGCUUAUUUUUAUUAUAUAUAGAUGUUCUUGUAGGGAGAUUUAAGCGAUCUGUCCCUUUAAGAGACUGCCUUCGCAUUCACUGUUCGAGUUUUGUCAUGGUGGUGGCGCCCUCUGCUGGUUCCAUCGGAUUACUGCACUUACAAUAUUUCUCAUUGAUUUGGUUCUUUUGAUAGAUUAGUGCACAACGAACACUUGAAAUGCACUUUUUUACCUUCUAAUAUAUUUUUUCAAGCCCUCAUUACUCAAAACAGAUACAUUUUUCAGAGUAGAAUUUUGCACUUGAUGUACAUAUGCAAACCAUUUCUACUAUUCAUUUUGUUAAGGAAGAUGUGAAUAAUUCCCUUCCCUAAAUCACUUCUAUUUUAAAUUGCUUUCUUUUUUUAGAGUGUGUGUUUGUAGAGUGAGUUUGCGUUGAAGAAAAGAUUUAUCAUUCCAGUUCUUGACUGGGUCCUUGUUAUAUGGGCCAAGAGAUUUACAACGGAGCUGAAAUGUAAAAAAAAAAGUUUUAAAAACAUAUUUUAACAUUUUUAAAUUCGCCGGUGAGUGAACUGUUAUGAUACACAAGACGUGUUACAGAAAAUGCUGAAAUUAUGUAUAUAUAUCUUGAUAAAGAAAUACAGUUUGUAUUUUAUUUGUAGAAUCUGAUCUGGACAACUGUUGCAAAACCAGCUGUUGUAAAAUAUAGAUAGACUUUAUUUUGUUUAUAAUGUGUAUAAUUUAAAAGUGUACAUGUUUUUUUCUGUAUGUUGAGUUUUCCAAGAACGUUUUGUGGUUUGUUUUUUGAAGCUUAAUUAAAAUGUUAUGUUCACUUA
Messenger RNA from Triplophysa dalaica, 4082 nucleotides. RefSeq names its product transcription factor SOX-13-like. Gene Ontology annotation, molecular function: DNA-binding transcription factor activity, RNA polymerase II-specific; RNA polymerase II cis-regulatory region sequence-specific DNA binding. The record is from RefSeq and is a predicted model, not a curated record. The transcript has 15 exons. Gene Ontology annotation, cellular component: nucleus. Gene Ontology annotation, biological process: regulation of transcription by RNA polymerase II; cell fate commitment. The coding region runs from base 301 to 2187 and encodes 628 amino acids. Lineage: Eukaryota; Metazoa; Chordata; Actinopteri; Cypriniformes; Nemacheilidae.